Hippocampus zosterae (dwarf seahorse) is the source of this 987-nucleotide messenger RNA. It is a transcript of the gene tnnt1, whose product is annotated as troponin T type 1 (skeletal, slow). Gene Ontology annotation, biological process: slow-twitch skeletal muscle fiber contraction; regulation of muscle contraction; sarcomere organization. Gene Ontology annotation, cellular component: troponin complex. Gene Ontology annotation, molecular function: tropomyosin binding; troponin T binding. The transcript is spliced from 12 exons. The coding region runs from base 3 to 809 and encodes 268 amino acids. NCBI's taxonomy places the organism in Eukaryota, Metazoa, Chordata, Actinopteri, Syngnathiformes, Syngnathidae. The record is from RefSeq and is a predicted model, not a curated record.
CCAUGUCUGACAUCGAGGAGGAGUACGAGGACCAGGCAGAGGAAGAGGUGGAAGAGGAGGACGAGGAAGAAUAUGAGCAGCAGCAUGAGGAAGAGGAAGAGGAGCAACACGUCUAUGAGGAUGAAACAGAGGAGGAACGUCCCAAACCAAAACCACUGGUGCCUCAAAUCGCCCCGCCAAAGAUUCCCGAAGGAGAUCGAGUUGACUUUGAUGACAUCCACAGGAAGCGAAUGGAAAAAGACAUGCUGGAGCUGCACACGCUGAUCGAUGUCCACUUUGAACAAAGGAAGAAGGACGAGGAGGAGCUGAUUGGGCUCAAGGACCGAAUUGAACGUCGUCGGUCAGAGCGUGCAGAAAUCCAAAGAGUCCGAGCAGAGAGGGAGAAGGACAGACAGAACAAGAUCGCGGAGGAGCGUCAGCGCAAAGAGGAGGAGGAAGCCAAGAAAAAGGCCGACGAUGAAGCCAAGAAGAAGAAAGUGCUCUCCGGCAUGGGGGCCAACUUUGGAGGCUUCCUGGCCAAGACCGACUUGAGGAAGGGCAAGCGUAUGACCGGCCGAGAGGUCAAGAAGAAGACCCUGGCCGACCGCCGUCAGCCGCUCGCCAUCGACAGCAUGAGAGAGGACUCCCUCAGACAACGAGCCCAGGAGUUGUGGAACUGGAUCUACCAGCUGGAGUCUGAAAAAUUCGACUACAUGGAGCAUAUAAAGCACCAGAAAUACGAGAUUAUCGUGCUGCUCAACAGAAUCCAACACGCUCAGAAAUUCAAAAAGGGGCACGGCAAAGGGAAGGUGGGUGGCCGCUGGAAGUAGGAGUAAAGAACCGUCGAUCCGAACCAAAGUUUUCCCCAUCGUGGUAAGAAGUGCAAGAGCAGGAAUCUUCAAUCUGUACUAGCGCUGUGGCUUCUCUGUGCGUGAGACAGAUUGUUUUUGGGGGGCGGGGGGGGAUUUUUUUUCAUAAGGUUAUUGUAAUAAAACAUGCUCUCUGUGA